AUGGCAAAAUCUCUUAAGAGAAAGCGCAAAGAUAUCUCCAAAGAAAAUAGCGUAGAAAUCGACCAGAUGCUCGAAUCGCUCGCAAUGGUACCAACUAAAUAGGAAGAUCUUGCAGUCGGCCCAAAAAAGCUUAACGAGCUUCAAAGCGUAUUCGAAAACUUCAUAAAUCUUGGAAAAGCUCUAAUAUUAGUCCUAUUAGGCCCUUAUGGAUGCGGGAAAACUGCAAGCGCCGUUUGCUGUGCUAAAAACUAUAAUCUUACAUACACAUUUUGAAAGCCGCAGGAUUUAAUGCAGGCAGAAUCUGACGAGCUUUAUUCAGUCUCAUAUCUCAAUCAAUUGAUAAAUUUCUUAAACUUCCAAUCUUCUACUAAAAAGGCACUAAAAAUUCCUGGCUGUGCUCCAAAAGAAAUAAAUAAUGUCCUCAUUAUUGAUAGCUUGCCUACGUUUUAUAAUGAUAAGCAAAAAGAAGAUUUUCAAAUGUGCAUAAAUAAAUGUCUUAAGGGAUUGUCAAAGCUUAUUAUUUUUAUUAUGAGUGACUAUUCGCCUAACCAAAUCCCUCAAAUUUUUAGUAUAGAAGCAAGCCAAUUUAUCAAAGUCAUCCAAUUCAGAGAAGUAGGAAAAAGACCUAUGGUAAAAGCACUUAAAAGAGCCAAUAUUGAAUGAGAUAUAAAAAAUCCAGAUUAUGAAGAAAUUGAAGAAAUAUCGAACGGAAAUUUGAGAACUGCUUUAAAUAAACUAUUAUUACUAAAAUUAAGCUCGGGAAGAACUCAAAAUGUUUCCAAUAUAAAUGAAGAAGAAAGUUCAAAAUUUGGAUUUUUUCACUCACUGGGAAAAUUUAUGUACAAUAAACGUAAAAUUUAGAUAGGGAUUGAUUUUGCUGGACAGUCAAAAUGCAUGACUUAUGCUGAGCUUUGGGAUAGAGAACACAGGCCGAAGUUAAGUUUUGAUCCUGAUGACGUGAUUAAUCAUUCACCUUGUGAUCCUUCUAUUUUUUGGUUAUAUUUAAUGGAAAAUUGUAUUUGCUUUUAUGAAGAUAUUGAUGACCUUGCAGAGUGCUAUGAAUCUUUCCAACUUGCUGAUUUACUUCAGACUACUCAUGCAGAUGCUGCUGGUACAUUUAGUGAAUUGAUGCCAGCACAUCUGGCUGGGCGCGCGGUGGUUGAUAGUAACUUGCACCCUGCAAAGACUGGAUUUUUUAAUUUUAAAAAGCCUGGGAUAUGAAGACUAAUUAAAGGUAUACCUGAAAGUCAAUUGAAUAUAAAAAAACAGCAAGAAAACGAAAUAAUUGCAAGUGGCUUUAGACUUAACGAAUUUUUAGUAGAUGUCUGGGGAUUUAACCGGGGAUCUCUAUUUCAUAGAAAGUUUGAAGAAGAUAUUGAGGAAGAAAAAACGACUCAAUAUUGGGAAAAUUUAUCGAAUUCUUUGGAAAAUAUCAAAAUGUAA
Blepharisma stoltei is the source of this 1443-nucleotide messenger RNA. The record is from the annotation of a GenBank genome assembly. Lineage: Eukaryota; Ciliophora; Heterotrichea; Heterotrichida; Blepharismidae.